GUUUUCCCACGGAAGUAUCCUCCCAUUUUCCAUAGGUUUCGCAAGGUUUGCAUUGACGGUAGUGUGCGUUUCUCUGUUGGAAGUAUUUAGUCGUUUUGGCAUGAAAUUCGUGUACAGCAGUAUUUGAAUUUGUGGAGGCAUGUCCAAGAAAAGGGGCAGAAAGCGGAGUAGCGGGGAGCUGAGUGACACCACAGUGAUGAACCCUGACCCCAACAGUCUCCUGGGAGUGAGAAUACAACACACCUGGAGGGAGAAGGGCAACCAGAGCAAAUGGAAAGGCACCGUCCUGGACCGUCUCAAUGUCAACCCCUCACUAUUCAUGGUCAAGUACGACGGGUUUGACUGUGUCUACGGCAUCGAGCUAUUCAAGGACGAAAGGGUGUCUAAUCUACAGGUUCUCACAGAUAAACUUGUCAACAACAAGAUCAAGGUUCCUCACGGGGCAGAGGAUUUGGUAGGCAAAGCGGUGGAGCACCUUUUUGAGAAGGAGGAUGGAGAGAAGAACGAGUGGCGAGGCAUGGUCCUCUCCAGGGCUCCCAUUAUGACUAACUGGUAUUACAUCACCUAUGAGAAGGACCCAGUGCUAUACAUGUACCAGCUGUGGGACGACUAUGCCGAGGGAGAUCUCAGGAUCUUACCUGAAGCAGAAAAUAAGCACUUGCUUCCGGCCGACCGAAAGCCAGGCGAGGACACUGAGAGUCUUGUGGGUAAGCAGGUGGAGUAUGUUACUGACAAAGGUGUGAAGCGAACAGGCCUAGUGAUCUACCAAGUCCCUGCCAAGCCCUCUGUAUACUACAUCAAAUACGACGAUGACUUUCACAUCCAUGUCUACGACCUGGUCAAGACCACAUAGGACACUUGUUUACUCACUCCAUCGCUUACUUUUCACUUAUCCUGCUCUCUCUAUCUCUCCAACUGCCUAAAGGCCCUGGAGGGUUUAACAGUUAUGCUUUGUCAUUCAGGAAGUGCAAUCUAUUAGUCCACAUUGAAUCUAGUUCUAUGAUAUGCAGGGCAGAACUGUAGCAAUGAUAUUGUAGGCCAUUAGGAGGAGGGUGGGAACGUGUACACUUGGAAGGACCUUUUUACCCCAUUUCCUGGUUGUGCUCCACCGUAGACUCACAUCUUGGACAGUCCAGGAGUGCACCUUGCCCUAUGACAGAUUCACAUCUUGGACAGUCCAGGAGUGCACCUUGCCCUAUGACACACUCACAUCUUGGACAGUCCAGGAGUGCACCUUGCCCUAUGACAGAUUCACAUCUUGGACAGUCCAGGAGUGCACCUUGCCCUAUGACAGACUCACAUCUUGGACAGUCCAGGAGUGUACCUUUCCCUGUGACAGACUCACAUCUUGGACAGUCCAGGAGUGCACCUUGCCCUAUGACAGAUUCACAUCUUGGACAGUCCAGGAGUGCACCUUGCCCUAUGACAGACUCACAUCUUGGACAGUCCAGGAGUGCACCUUGCCCUAUGACAGACUCACAUCUUGGACAGUCCAGGAGUGCACCUGGCCCUAUGACAGACGUACAGUAUAGUGCAAGAAUGACCACAUUUCAAUUGUUUCCCACAUCCUGAUGCUUAAUUCAAAGCAGAACUGAAUUAUAUAUUAUAAAACUAAAAGCUGGCCCAAGUAAUAAUAAUAAUAAUAAUAAUAAUAUAUGCCAUUUAGCAGACGCUUUUAUCCAAAGCGACUUACAGUCAGGUGUGCAUACAUUCUACGUAUGGGUGGUCCCGGGGAUCGAACCCACUACCCUGGCGUUACAAGCGCCAUGCUCUACCAACUGAGCUACACAGGACCACCAUCAUAUUUGGUCCUUGAAUGGCCAAACAGCGAGCAUGAUGUAUAAGUGAAUCUUUGUAGAGACUAGUUUGAGCUGUUUUGUUCAGUGAAGUGUUAGCUCUGAAAGUGAAAUGCAGUAAGCUGUGAUGCCCCUGAAAGCAUCAAUACAUUAUUUUGUUGUCUUUAUCAAUAGGCAACUAACUUUGUUUGCUUUGUCAGUCAGUUCAUAGACAAUCAUUCCUUGAUAAACCCACAGUGCUAUCAUUGGAUUCAUAGCACUGGGUUGCACUGGCCUAGGAGUAGUGUAUAGCAGUGUCUCCCAACUCCAGUCCCCGAGUACCCCGAACAGCACACCAUUUUGUUGUUGGCCCGAACAACCUCACCUGAUUCAACUCAUUGAGGGCUUGACGCUUAGUUAACCAUUGGAAUCUGUGUGCUUAUCCAGGGCUACAACAAAAAUGUUUGCUGUUGGGGUUAUUGGACAACUGGAGUUGAGAAGCACUGCUGUGUGGUGAUGGUUCAAACACUAUUUUGACCUGCCUAAUAUAACAUUCAUAAUGCUGAAUCAAGACUUGUUAGAAACAAGGAAUACAGGUCUUCAUAAAGUUAUGGCCAGGAUUUCGUCUUGACCACACAACCUGAUGACUUGUCCAGAUCAGGAAAACUCCUGGCCCUGACGAUACCUGACAUGUUCAAAACAUCAUCAGACUGUAUGAUAAGCUUGAGGAGUAGAAUAGAGGCAGGACUUUACACUACAUUCUGAUCUUCAGUAGAAAACAAACAAGCAUCAUAAAGUGCCUUCAGGCUGAUCAUGUUGCCAUACUCUAUAUAUUUGCUAACCUCUCACAAUUUUAUUCUGUUUAAUGUUAAAGCCACUAUUUGGUCAGUAUUAGUAAAAGUAAAAAAUGCUCGAAAGAAACAAACGUGAGUGACAAGGUUGUUGCUAUUGUCGGUUUGUAUUAGAGAAUAUGUGCAAUGUUGGCAGUUACUGCAGUAUACAAUAAUUUCCCCCAAUAUAACAUCCAUGACCAACAACAAGUGGUAUACUGUAGCAAUGGUAAGCCAUAAUGGUAAAACGCAUGGAGAAAAUAAAACAUUUAUAACACGUUAUACAGUAUUUAAUCUGUAACUUUAGAUUGUGUUGUAAAUGUAUGCUGUUGUGAUUACUUCCUUUAUAUUGUAAAUAUCCCAUUGAAACACCAGCUUUAAAACUCAUCUACAAAUCUCACCUAGAGAAAUGCAGAAAAGACAGCUUCCAAAAGAUCCUUAGGCCUUUUCACUUUUUAAUCUUAUUUUAAAGAUUUGAGAGCUACACUCCGUAAUGUAAUCCCAGUAAGUCCAAAACUCAAAUGGACUGGCUAGGAGAAUUCAGAUUUACAGUCUCCUGUCCUACUCACCACUCCAGGGUAUCCAGUCUAUCUUUUUACACAGUACAUUGGUCCAUGGUGCAUAGGGGUAAUUGUACUUAGGCUGUGUUUAGACAGGUAGCCCAAUUCUGAUCUUGUUUUUCACAAAUUGGUCUUUUGACUAAUCAGAUGAUCUCUGAAAAAGAUCUGAAGUGAAAAGUCCAAUUAGCAGGGACAAAAUACUGAAUUGGGCUGCCAGUAUAAAUGUAGCCUUUUAUUGUCAGAUUUGCAUGCAUAACUUGAAUGCAACCAAGCAUAUUGGUUAUGACAGUUGCAGAGGUAUAAUGUGAUAUAUCUGGAAGAUAAUUUUGUGGCAGUCUUUGCAGUCCAAUUUUAGUAAAAUGUUUAGCUAGAAAAUGUGACUGUAAAAAAACUAAAUUGUCAGGGCUUAUCUAUAGACGGGUUAGCUGACGUCACGAAAACGAUGUGCACGCUUCCAUGGGGCAGAAGACAGUGUGUUGUGAUUCUGGAUGGUCAGAUAGCUAGCAACAAUGACAAGAACAUGCCACGUUUGGAAUCCGUAGGUGGCUCGUUUUAUCUAGUUCUUGAUACCAUGUCUUGUUUUGAGGCGUUUUGACUGAUUUCACAUCUAUGCUAAUAUUCUGUAACGUUAUAUUUGAGGGACAUGUGUAUGGGGUCAAUUUCACACCAUAUGUGAAUAAAAAAAAUAAUAAAAAAACGUGAACAUGAAAAAUAAAGUUGAGAAUGUUAACAUAUUUUUGAGAACGGGUGAAAUAAUAGAUGUUGAUCAAAAACCAAACAGUUGAAAGCAAAAUGUAUAGAGUUGUAAACAAAAAUAAUACAUCAAAAACUUUAAAGCAAAUCAUUUUAAAGCGAGAGCAAAAACUCCAAGACAAAUUAUAUAUUUUUUUUACUUGAAAACUAAUGCAAAAAUCGUUUUCGGUUAAAUGUUCGAUCAAUCCCGUUGAAUACAUUUUGCCUAAGCUCUUGCCUGCAUGUGCUACCUUUUUGUUGCACAAAUCGUAUCUUUUCUUUCGAUGUCCGUUUCUUUUGCUUUCACUACCAGUCUUUUCGAUUGCAAUUUUUGGCAUUAUUUUUCAGUGAAGGGCAGGGUUUAGAGGGAUGCGUAGACAAUGAGUCUCCAUUGGUUCACUAGUUUUGGAGUGACGGUUCGUCUUAACCCAAUCAAUGAACACCUCCCUCUAAACCCCGCCCUUCACGGAAAAAUAAUUUCAAAACUCGCAAUCGAAAAGACUAGCAGUGAAAGCAAAGAAACAGCCAACAAAAGCAAAGAUACGAGUAGUGUAACCAACAGGUAGUACAUGCAGGCAAGAGCCUAGGCUAAAUGUAUUCAACAGGAUUAGUUGCUAGGAAAGUUGAACUGAAAACGAUUUUUGCAUUAGUUUUCAAAUGUAUAUAUUUUUUACCAUUUGUCAUAGAGUUAUCCUCUCGCUUUAAAAUCAUUUGCUUCCAAGUUUUUGGGUUUUGCUUCUGAUGUCUUAUUUUUGUUUACAAUUAUAUACAUUUUGCUUUCAAUUGUUUGGUUUUUGAUUUCAACAUCCAUUAUUUCACCCAUCCUCAAAAACAUGUUUACAUUCUCAACUUUAUUUUUCAUGUUCACGGUAUAUUUGAUUUUGAAUUCAAUACAUAUGGCGUGAAAUUGACCCCACACAAGUGCUCAUUGUUCACAUUUGUUUUCAGUAAACAUUGGAAACAAAAUAUAGUUUGUCAAAAAUCUAAGCCAACCGUGUAUGUUUUGCCCCAUAGUUGCGUACGUGUCGGUUUUGUUGCUAAACAACCAACCUCUCAAUGCUACUUGUAUCACCACCAUUUGUGUUGUGGUGUUUCUAUGUACAGUAAAAUGAAACUCCAAAAGAUUGUGUGUACUCUUCUGUUAUUGUGCAUUUCUUUUUUUACUCCUCCCAGGUCUGGAGUUGUAGCAAUCAACAACACAUUUGUGUAAUUGUUACGUCAUGAGUAAUAAAUGUUUUUUUUGUGUG
Messenger RNA from Oncorhynchus gorbuscha (pink salmon), 5144 nucleotides. Its product is annotated as spindlin-Z-like. Gene Ontology annotation, biological process: gamete generation. The coding region runs from base 140 to 853 and encodes 237 amino acids. Lineage: Eukaryota; Metazoa; Chordata; Actinopteri; Salmoniformes; Salmonidae. The transcript is spliced from 5 exons. The record is from RefSeq and is a predicted model, not a curated record.